Messenger RNA from Lingula anatina, 3565 nucleotides. RefSeq lists its product as uncharacterized. The record is from RefSeq and is a predicted model, not a curated record. Lineage: Eukaryota; Metazoa; Brachiopoda; Lingulata; Lingulida; Lingulidae. Gene Ontology annotation, cellular component: nucleus. Gene Ontology annotation, biological process: regulation of transcription by RNA polymerase II; epidermal cell differentiation. Gene Ontology annotation, molecular function: RNA polymerase II cis-regulatory region sequence-specific DNA binding; DNA-binding transcription factor activity, RNA polymerase II-specific.
GAUGCCCUGUGUGACGUUAGCGUUAUCACUCACCGGAGAAUGGGUUCACGAUUUGCGCAUGCGCACUUGAACAAUUAAGUUCUCCACAGCUGAGCGGCGUCACUAUCUUUAAAUCAGAACAUCGUUAAACACCAGGUUAGGUGUUAAAGGUGUCUCCGUAGAUUGAGCCAUUGUUUUGUUGACCAUUGUGAAUGGGAGAAAGUGAUAAGUAGGCCGAUUAAACACAGGGGAAGACAAUUAAAAGAAAACUAGACGUUAAAGCGUGGGGGCUAGCUGUGAACUUCACAGUUGUCAGUCGCGACUGUUAAUGCAUAUGGGUAACUGGCAGCCCCUCAUGGGUGACAACCAAUCACUGAGCCUAGGGCCGAUCAGAAAUUACCUAACUUAAAAGCGGCGACAACCAUUCACCACGGCAGACAAGCAACGGGACUCGAGCCGUUCACAUAACUCAGCUCCAGACCAUUUACUCGAAUACAUAGAUAUCUGCACAUACAUAUAUAUUUGUGUAUAUACUUGACGACAAGAGAUUUCAUUGAACAGGAGAAAAUGCCCCGAGCAUUCUUGGUGCGAAAGCCUGACGACCCUUUGCCUUCAUCGAUGGAGAGUUCCGACGAGCCUGUGGCAAAAAGAGCAAAGCUUUGCGACGAAGAAUCAGUCCUUCCCCCCGCUCCGAAAAGCGAAAGGCCUUGCGGAAUCGCAUUUCCAAGUGAUGUCAGAGAGAACGCUGUGGACAAGACGACUGCCCUGAGCGUCAAGCCAGAAGAAGCCUCCUUAGCGCCAAAGACGCCUAAAGAACAUUCUGCCAUGGAAGAUCUGCGGACCAGAAAACCUCACACAGUUUCACCGCCUGGUUCAAGAGACAGAACGCCGUCAAUCUCGCCCGUGUCUCUAGUCAGCGAGCAUCGUGUCACCCCCAGCGGUUUGAGCAUCCCUGCUCCUUUCUACCCCGGCCUCUGCGCUCCGAAACCAGUGUUCCCCCUCGACAAAAAUUCAAACUUCAUGUCCAUGGCCGCAGCAUCGCCCUAUUAUUCACCCUACAUCCCCACGUCGAUGAUGGACCACGCGGCGAUGCAAUACAAAGCGCUUGCCAACAGCAACGAGAGUUUACUCUCGUGGUGGACCAUGCAGAGGCUGAUGACGUCACCGCUGGUACAGUAUCCCGGAUUACCGAUGUGCCCACUUCCCGCCUUGCCGACUUACAAACACCACGAGGUCCCUAUUCCCCACCAGCCGCCUGUCUCCAGAGCGCCUACCAGGUCCCUUUAUGAGACCCUUCCCAAGCACAUUCCCAUUAUGCCACUUCCGGUACCUAAAGUGGAGUUGGUAAAUGGUGGUUACGGAAUGAAGAACCCUAUGAUGACUCAAGCACAUGCUGAACUAGUCAGCCAGGAGCUGGGGAAACUUGGCGCACAAACAGAAGACAACAAGUUCGUCUGCCGUGUUUGUCAGAAAGUGUUCCCAUUACAACGCCUCCUGAACCGCCAUCUUAAGUGCCACAGUGACAUCAAGCGGUACCUGUGUACAUUUUGUGGAAAAGGAUUUAACGACACUUUCGAUCUGAAACGACACACACGAACGCAUACGGGUGUCCGUCCCUACAAGUGCAGCCACUGCGACAAGGCGUUCACUCAGCGGUGUUCCUUAGAAUCCCACUGCAGGAAAGUCCACGGCAUCACAUUCGAGUACGGCUACAAAGAGAGGCGAGGGAAGAUGUACGUCUGUGAGGACUGCGGGCACACCACCUCCGACCCAGAGGCCUACUAUGAACAUCUCAAAGAAAACCAUCCUCACAGUCCGGCCCUGUUGAAGUGUUACGACAAGAGACAGUUCAAAUUUAGUAACGACAGGAUUCCGUCUUUGCUGGAGACGAAAGGACAGAUUGCCGAGAGAGUAGUAUGAUGUAGUAUAAUACAGUUUACAUGUAGUGUAGCAUAAAUAUACAAAGGCAGCCUUCUUAUUGUGAAAGCAAUACCCGGUGCAAUUGGUGCUAUUAAUUGUCAACUUAUAUGGGCUUCAACCAGCAGUUUUCGAUUGUUUAUCUUUUAAUUUAAUUCUCCCAUUAUUUUUUCCCAAUGAUUUCACAUUUAGCAUAGGCAGAGCAAGCUAGGGUAUUUUUUUGUUCCAAACGUCAGUCGAUGCAGACGUACUUGUAGAUACCCCUGGGGCCAAACUUAAUAACAGAAUUUUUUUUCAAGAUAGGCGAAGGUAGUACAAUCAGAAGACAAGAUAAUGGAAACUGUUGAUACAAUAUAUUUGUUGUUGAUAUAAUUAGAAAUUAGAUAAUAGCUCAUCAAUGCCAUGUAUUUACAGAAACUUUGAUUAGUUGUUUUUUUCUUUAGUCAAUUAAACUAAUUGAUUUAUCGGUCUUAUUUAUGUAAAAACAUGGUAAAGUGACUGGCAGGUUCAGGGGUUUAUUUUGCUCAUUUCAUUUUCUGUGUGUUAUUAGUAAAUGCUAUAUUUGUUGUGCAUGUGGAGUCAGUGUGCAGUGUGGCAUUAGAAUCAAAAGUCUAAUAUUGGAUUUCGCAGUCACCGUGACAUCAAAAUACGCGUCUGACGUCAUACGCCAUAUGACGUCAUACAAGCGGUUAAAACUUUGUACAUAACAAGUUAUUUACAUACUAUUAGUUAUUUGUUGUUGGUUUUUUCAAAUAGUUGCUUUUUAUGUGUAUGACGGAAUACUUAUGACAGAAUGCCUAUAUGACAUCAAGCGAAUUUUACUAACACAAUUACUUGCAGUUUUAAGUUUAUGAUGUUUACAUUUGGUCAUUAGUUGAAUGAUAUAAUAUCCAAAUAUUGGUACAUGUUCAUUUAAGGAUAAUGGUGUUGUCCUCUUUUAAGUGAUCAUUGCUAUACAGUGAACGUGCCCGAUAGCUGAGUCACGUUAACCUAGAGUAGUUAGUUGACAUUAAAAAAACCCUUCAAGUUACAUUUAAAGGAAAAGUACCUUUUGGACAAUGUUUACUAUAAUUUGACAAAUCUUUAAACUGCAUAGUGAUGCUCUCAUUACGUAUGGGCGGAUUGAAAGAGAUUGGAUAUUUAAGUGAAUCAUAAUGUUGGUACCACCCAUAAAGUACACAUUAUUUCCGCCGUGGCAUGUUGAAUACCACGUUACUAUAAUUGCCGUACUUUAAGGCUGUUACAAGCAUCACGACAAUAAACAAAGCUUUUUUUUUACGUUUUAACUUAAUAGCAGUGACUAUGUUGUGAAAAUAAUUGUACAUGACUUCAGUGACGGACUUUUACACGGACUCUAGGGCUUCGAAAAGCAUUGUAAUGAAAAUCAAAAUGCAAAAUGAUUAAUCUCGUGUUAUUUUAGAAGUUUAAAGCACGAGGGAAGUUGUAUAUUUUAAGUGUGCCGGUGAUGUGCAAUUAGCAAUAUUCUGUGCUUCUUCAUCUCUAUAUGUGAAAACCUGUCAUGGGCAAUAACAUUAUAUGAGCAUAUGUGAAUAUAUAAGUAUAUGUUCAAUUAUAUUUAUUUUGAUUUGGGAGGAAGCAGUCCCAUUUACAGGUGUAUUCCUAUGAUGAUAUUGAAUAUCUGUAAUUAAAUUUUUUUAGAUAUAUCAAA